AUGUUUUUCGCUCUAUGUGUGGCGGGUUUAUUAUCACUUGUGUCAUCAGAAAGCUGCUUUUACCAGCGAUGCUUAGCCUGUCAUCCACAAGAAACAAUAUGGCCUGGAAAUCCCCAAGAAUGCGAUCCAUCCCACUGGGUAACAGCGGAAUGGGUUCAUAAUCUGGGACAUCCACCGCCAAGAACUGAUUCCAGGAUUAACGUGGAAAUGCGUUGUCUCAAAAUGGUAGCUACGCCUGACGAUAAGACUUUUGGAAAUACGGUAGAUGUUAUCAAAGGAUGUGUGCCGAAGGUCCAAGUAGAUUCAGUAUGUCUGGGCUUAGUGGCGGUCGAGCGCGCUCGCGGACACAGCGACGCAAGAUGCUACAUUUGCAACGGAAACGAUUGCAACUCCGCGUCACAUAUCAACCCCAGUAUGGCUCCUUUGCUACCGCUCAUACUAUACUAUGUACUGAGGUGA
Messenger RNA from Pieris macdunnoughi, 459 nucleotides. NCBI's taxonomy places the organism in Eukaryota, Metazoa, Arthropoda, Insecta, Lepidoptera, Pieridae. The record is from the annotation of a GenBank genome assembly.